GAAAAUAAUAAACAAUAUUCGGAGAUGUCUUGGACUCGUGGUCAAGUGUUGGCUCUCCUCAAAGUGUAUCAGCUCCAUCCGUGCCUUUUUAACGUGCAUAAGGCUGUCUACUUCACGUUCGAGGAACGACAAAGGAAACUUCACGACAUCUGUGAGCAACUGCGCCCUCAGAAGCCCGAUAUAACCGUAGAUCUAAUUCAGGAUCAAAUAGGACGUCUUCGGAAGCAAUAUCUUCAACAAAGGAGGUUAGUGAAAGAAGCGCAGAAGAAUGGAGCCGAGUACAAGCCGGAAUUGUGGUGUUUUAAUCGAUUGAGGUUUUUCGAUGAAAUUUGCAACGAUUCCGACGAUGGGGAUCAAGUAAUUAAUUUGGAUACUGAUGACUCCAACGGGAGCGGAAAGGAAAACCAAGGUUCCGGGGUGAAGUCGAAUGAGUUAAAGCGAAAAAGAAGCGGACACCUUAAUGAGAAUGGCGUGGAACCUCCUAACAAUGGAGAACCUGAUUUUCCAAGGCCUCAUAAACGUAUUCGCGGAAACUGGUGUGAAGUUGAAAAUGAAAGCGAAAAUAUUACCUCAAAUACCACCCAUCACGGUGACAACAAUAUCAUAAAGGACGAUAAUGGUCCUAAUUAUAGCGGAGAUGGUAUGGACAUUGAUGAAGGUGGUGCGAGUCAUAAUGGUUACAGCGGAAACGACCAAAAUUAUGGUCGUUUUGGACUUAACUAUACCAGAAAUAACCCCGGUUGCAGCGAAAGUGAUAUCAGUUCCAACGGAGAAGAUCAAGAAGAAAUCUGCUAUGACGGAGAUGAAGAAGACGCAACGAGAAAAAGUGAUCAUAUGCCAAGGCCUCUUUCCGGAUUAAUUGAGCCUCGAAUCGAGAAAUUCAUCGAAGAACUUGAAAUUAACCGGGAAUAUGAUGUGUCACCUGUUGAUCAUCAUUCGAGUCGCAUUGAAUUUAAAGCAACUGUUGAUCAUCUACGAGACAAGUAUUUGGAGGAAGCUUCCACCAAUUUAGACAUCUGUGUGACUGAGCUGUACCUCAAGGAGUAUUACAUAUUAACAGGAGUUGUUAGUAUACAAAAAAACGUUGAGUCGAAUGCGUUUGAAACCUGGUGUGAAAUCCAGUUUUUAUUCGGAAAUUGCACAUCACAAUUCGCGAAUAUAAAAGCCGAACAAUAUUCGCCGCAUAAAGAAAUGCCUUUGGGAAACAACCUAGGACCAAGCACUAGUAGACAAGAAUGCACCUCGGUUGCAACUGAACAGAUUAAUUGCAAUGAGCGUCCCCCAGAAACCGCCUCAUGUAGCCGAGAUCUAUGGAGAAGUGAUGGAAUACAAUCGAAGGAGAUCUUAGGUUCUCCAGUUGGGGAUUACAGUAUCACGGAUUCUAAUCCCUCUGUCAACUUAUCAAUUUUUGGGAUUAAUAGUUACUCAGUGGAAGGUGCCUCUGUAAAAUCAGAUGAGCCUAUUAGUAGCGCUGAACCAGAAAAUAGUUCUCAAGACUCAUCAGCUUCGAACCCAGGUGAAAACCAACAAAUUAGCAGUACACCCUCGGAAUCAAGCGACAGCGAUAAUCCCCUUUUGCAGCCCCACAAUAACGACAACAUCCAGCACGAAGUCCCUGCCGAAAACCGACAGGUUUUUGGGCGACGGCAUCAUAUUCAACCGGGCAACAAUCAUCAACAACCACCCAAUGUAAAUGCAGAUCCAGAUAGGAUUGGCAAUGAAGAUCUUAUUUACGAUGCUUAUAAUGAAUUUAUCAUGGAAGACGGGGCUGCUGAGGCUCGAGCAGCCGCAGCACGAAAUCCAGCACAAAGAAUUAGGCCACACCCCUGGCUGCGAGAUCAAUAUUGGAGUGAGGACGAGGAGUCUAGCGAUGAAGACGAACCCCCCGUGAGCACGGAUAGUGGGCAGGGAGAUGAUCUUGAGGAUGCAGAAGAAAAUGUCGAAGGGGUAUAAUUUGUAGUCAAAAUUUGUGUCUUUUUUUUUAAAAGAAAACUUAUGUGAGUUUUAAGCGUAAAAUUUUAUGUUUGCAUACAGUUUGUAAAUUGAGCGUCAAAGGACCAACGGGAAGUUGGCAAUUUAUAUAGACGUCCCAUGCGCGUAACCUUGAACCGAAGUAUUUUAUUUACUCUAACUUCGAGCACGCAUAGUUUACACAAAUCUAAUUUAUUUAUUAUCUUAUCUAUUUGGUUAUCAAUUGUUAUGAACCAUUUUUUGGUGGUUUCUGUGUAUGUCUGCGAACGUGUAAGCGAGUUAGAAAUAAGAAAAUAAGACCCAAACUUUGCGAAUAAAUAACUAGAAUUUGUAAA
Molecule: messenger RNA, 2306 nt
Organism: Hermetia illucens (black soldier fly)
Lineage: Eukaryota; Metazoa; Arthropoda; Insecta; Diptera; Stratiomyidae
Exons: 3
Coding region: 25-1953 (642 amino acids)
Source: RefSeq, a predicted model, not a curated record